This is a messenger RNA of Hemisphaericaspora subhashii, 1011 nucleotides long. RefSeq lists its product as uncharacterized. The record is from RefSeq and is a predicted model, not a curated record. The transcript has a single exon. The coding region runs from base 1 to 1011 and encodes 336 amino acids. NCBI's taxonomy places the organism in Eukaryota, Fungi, Ascomycota, Pichiomycetes, Serinales, Debaryomycetaceae.
AUGUCAUUGAUAGGUAGAGAGUGUUCUCAGAGGUUAAUUAGAAUUUCUUCUAAUUGCACACCUUCUAUCGCAGCCAAUUCAAUAUCACAGCAUAUUAUUAGCAAUGAUCCAACAACCGCCAUUCCCCUGAAAACCCGCAUUCACCCUCAACGGGGUAUGAUUCCCCACAACAAAGCAACGUCUAUCAAAAACACCCCAAUUGGACAACAACGGGCCAAAGCAUCAUCGCAUAUACUCUUCAAACAAUCACCGAGGUUAUCUAAUCUCGAUCAAAAUCCAAACAAAGACAAACACAAGAAAGAAGUUCUCGAAAAGAAAGCCAAUUUAGGUUCAAUAGUUGAACAGCUUAAAACCACAAUUCCCAACAUCUUAGAAAAAUCCCUCGAGAAAUCAAUCAUAUCACCACAUAUCCAUCUCCGCAUCUGUCCAUCUCAAUUCGAUGAAAAUUAUCUCCCUAAUUUAAAAGGUCAUGUCACAUAUUAUACAACUUGUAAAACAAUUCAAUUAUUCUUAACUUCCGUAAUAUUGAGUCCAAAAGUAAAACUCCACAUUCAAUCAAUACGAAUCCAUGAUGGACCAGAUCCCCAGGCGAUGUUGGAGGAUACUACUAAGAUAUUUGUUCGCUGGUCGACUUGUGCCGAAGGUUGUCCUCAUUUAUUAUCUGAUGAAGAUAAUGGUGGAGGGGAUUUUCAUUCAACUUCGCAUGCGCAUUUGGGUUCACAUAGGUGGUCAAAACUGGAUACGAUGAAAUUAUUUAAAAAUCAUCAUGGAGGGAAUGGGGAGGAGAGUAAUGCCAAGUUGUCAUAUUUGACGGGUGCUUUGGGAAGAUUGCCGAAGACUUUGAUGGGAUUGACUAAAGAGCCAAAGAAAUUGGAGAGGGUUAUUUCGGGGUUGUUUAUAUUUGAAUUGAAUGAUGAUAAUACUAAGAUAUUGGUUCAUACUAUUGAGAAUGUGGAUGUUGUAGAAAGGUUCCAAACUGAAGAUGUUGAUAGUUCAUUGAGAGUAUGUUGA